UCUGAGCGUGGCUUUGAAGACGCUUCUCCACCAACAUGAGCGGCCGAAGUCGGAAUCGAAAGUCGACCCGCACCAAAAGUCGGGCCAAAGCCCGCGCUAAAGCCCGAGUCCGUGCUGCUCCUGAUGACGCCCCUCACGAUCCGGACCAGCCACAGUGCCCGAGGCUCCGGGAGGAAACGGAGGAAACUGAGGCGGCACAGGUGCAGGCAGGCGCGGGGUGGGGUGGCCUGGAAACCGCUGCGCCCGUGCAGUUCCCCUACCCCCGGGAGGAGGGGGCCUGCCGGCUCCCCCUGGACUGUGGUCUCACCCUGCGGGCCCGAGUUGCAGAGGGUCGUGGGCAGGCCGGCGCAGGGAGGCCUCCAUCUCUCUCGGAGCGCCUGGGAAGAGACACUGCCUUCGUGGGAACCGUGGGAGCUGUGGCCAGGCUGAAAAAUGGCCCUCGGGUUGGAAAUAGGCGUGGCCCUGUUAGGAAGAAGGUUCCAGAAACCACCAGUGCGAUGGGAAGAGGGCCCCAGGCCAUAGCUGUUGGGAAGAUGAAGAUCGGGGCCCUGGGGGAGUGCGCCUCCAGUUUAGUGGUGGAGGCAAAGAAGGUGGAGGAGGAUGCAGGGUCAGGCCCCCAGGCCACUGAUGGCAGCACGGACACCCUGGAGACAGUCCAGCUAAAACUGGAGACCAUGAAUGCUCAGGCGAACAGGGCCUACCUUCGGCUCUCACGCAAGUUUGGGCAGUUGCGACUGCACCACUUAGAACGCAGAAACCUCCUCAUCCAGAAUAUCCCAGGCUUCUGGGGACAAGCUUUUCAGAACCACCCGCAGCUGUCAUCCUUCCUCAGCAGCCAAGAUAAAGAGGCACUCAGCUACUUGACCAGCUUGGAAGUGGAAGAACUUGGCCUCGCCAGAUUGGGCUACAAGAUCAAGUUCUACUUUGGGCGCAACCCGUAUUUCCAAAAUAAGGUGCUCAUCAAGGAAUACGGGUGUGACCCUUCGGGUCAGGUGGUGUCUCAUUCUACGCCUAUCCAAUGGCUCCCAGGCCAUGAUCUCCAGUCCCUAAGCCAUGGGAACCCAGACAACAGUUGUAGCUUCUUUGAGUGGUUUUCGAACCACAGCUCCAUUGAGUCUGACAAAAUUGUUGAGAUAAUUAAUGAGGAACUUUGGCCCAAUCCCCUGCAAUAUUACCUUAUGAGUGAAGGAACCCUUGGAGAGAAAGGAAAGGAGGUCAGGCGAAGUCCAGCAAGGCAGCCAACAGAAUCCUCUGAGGUAAACCAGACCAACUGA
This is a messenger RNA of Chrysochloris asiatica (Cape golden mole), 1274 nucleotides long. RefSeq names its product testis-specific Y-encoded-like protein 5-like. The transcript has a single exon. Bases 36 to 1274 code for a protein of 412 amino acids. The record is from RefSeq and is a predicted model, not a curated record. NCBI's taxonomy places the organism in Eukaryota, Metazoa, Chordata, Mammalia, Afrosoricida, Chrysochloridae. Gene Ontology annotation, cellular component: nucleus; chromatin. Gene Ontology annotation, biological process: nucleosome assembly. Gene Ontology annotation, molecular function: chromatin binding; histone binding.